Molecule: messenger RNA, 3338 nt
Organism: Quercus robur (English oak)
Lineage: Eukaryota; Viridiplantae; Streptophyta; Magnoliopsida; Fagales; Fagaceae
Product: pentatricopeptide repeat-containing protein At2g22410, mitochondrial
Exons: 2
Coding region: 17-2038 (673 amino acids)
Biological process (GO): RNA modification
Molecular function (GO): protein binding; RNA binding
Source: RefSeq, a predicted model, not a curated record
ACAAUGCAACACAGAAAUGAACACACUUAGAUCUCUACGUUUAUUCCCAAACCCAAACCCAAACCCAAACCCACUCUCACUCUCUUCUUCUUCUUUGCUUCACGCUCGCUCGCUCUCACUCCACAAGGAAAGAAGAAGACCCACAAACUGGAACACAACCCACACUCUUGUCCAAACAAACCCACUCCUCUCUCUCUUAGAACGAUGCAAAUCCUUGUCCCAGUUGAAGCAAAUCCAAGCCCAAAUGACUCUCACAGGCCUUUCAUCAAACAGCUUCGCCUCAAGCCGGCUUAUCGCCUUUUGCGCCAUCUCUGAGUGGCGGAACCUUGGCUAUUGCUCUCAGAUUUUGUAUAAUUCGAAUAACCCAAAUGUUUUCUCUUGGAAUGUUGCCAUUAGAGGGUACUCUGAGAGUGAAAAUAUGGAAGAAGGGGUUGUUUUGUACAAGAGAAUGUUGAGGGAUGGUGGGUCUUCGAGGCCGGAUAAUUAUACUCAUACUUAUUUGCUUAAAGUUUGUGCUGGUUUGUCGUGGAAGUUGAUGGGGGAUGAGAUUGUUGGGCAUGUGUUGCAGAUGGGUUUUGAUUCGUAUAUGUAUGUGCACAAUGCUGUGAUUCAUAUGUUGGUUUCGUGCGGAGAAUUGAUCAAGGCACGUAAGGUGUUCGAUGAAAGUUGUGUGAGAGAUUUGGUUUCUUGGAAUUCUUUGAUUAAUGGGUAUGUUAGACGUGGGUUAGCAUGUGAGGCAUUGGGAAUUUAUCGAGAAAUGGAAGUGGAGAGAGUGAAGGCCGAUGAGGUUACGAUGAUUGGGGUGGUUUCUUCUUGUGCCCAGCUUGGGGAUUUGAAUUGUGGGAGAGAAUUUCAUCAGUAUAUUGACGAAAAUAAGUUGGAGUUGACAGUUCCACUUUCUAAUGCCCUUAUGGACAUGUAUGCCAAGUGUGGAAAUCUUGAGGAGGCACAAGCAAUAUUUGAUAGUACGGAGAAUAGAACAAUUGUUUCUUGGACUACAAUGAUUAUGGGAUAUGCCAAACUUGGGUUUCUGGGUAUUGCACGGAAGCUUUUUUACGAGCAGCCAGAAAAGAGUGUUAUUUCAUGGAAUGCAAUUAUUGGUGGUUAUGUCCAAGCCAAACACAGUAAGGAGGCUUUGGCUUUGUUUCAUGAAAUGCAGGCUAGUGAUAUUAAGCCUGAUGAGGUGACUAUGGUUAACUGCUUAUCUGCAUGCUCACAACUUGGAGCAAUUGAUGUUGGCAUAUGGAUCCACCGUUACAUCGAAAAACAUAAUAUUUUUCUAAAUGUUGCCUUAGGAACUGCUCUAGUUGACAUGUAUGCCAAGUGUGGGAACAUCACAAAGGCUCUCCAGGUUUUCCGAGAGAUGCCACAGAGAAAUUCACUGACUUGGACAGCUGUUAUUUGUGGCUUAGCCCUUCAUGGGAAGGCACAUGAUGCCCUAUCUUACUUCUUGAUGAUGAUAGAUAGUGGGUUGGUGCCAGAUGAGAUCACCUUUAUUGGGGUCUUAUCUGCUUGUUGUCAUGGAGGUUUGGUUGAAGAGGGCCGUAAAUAUUUUGCUCAAAUGAGCUUCAAAUUCAAUAUUUUCCCCAAGCUCAAACACUACUCCUGCAUGGUGGACCUUCUAGGUAGAGCUGGUCAUUUGGAAGAGGCGGAAGAGCUGAUUAAAUGCAUGCCAAUGGAGGCAGAUGCUGUGCUUUGGGGUGCAUUGUUCUUUGCUUGUCGUAUUCAUGGAAAUGUAACAAUGGGAGAAAGGGCAGCUUUGAAGCUUCUUGAGUUGGAUCCUGGUGACAGUGGAAUAUAUGUUUUGCUUGCAAAUAUGUAUGGGGAUGCAAAUAUGUGGGAGGAGGCUAAGAAGGUAAGGAAGAUGAUGGUGGAGAGAGGAGUAGAGAAGACUCCAGGUUGUAGCUCAAUUGAGGUGAAUGGCAUUGUGUAUGAGUUUAUUGUUCGGGAUAAAUCACACCCUCAAUCUGAACAAAUUUAUGAAUGUUUAGUGCAGUUAACAAGACAAUCAGAGCUCGUAUAUCCAAUAUACUUGUAAUUAGAAACAAGUAGUGCUGAAUUUAGCAAGCAAGAGGCGAGGAGAGAGGAGAGUAGAUGAUGGAUCUGAUGGAAGUUGAUAUGUUGGUACUGAAAAUUGUUCAUGAGCCAUAUUGUAAGAAAAACCUAAUGGUCGGUUUUCAGAAGGUAGCUUGUGAGCUCCAUCUCAGUUCCAUUCUUUUUGUAAGUGUCUAACUCACUGCAAAGGCUUUGCAAAGCUUGCAUUUUAUCAAGGUGGUAGAAUGUUGGUUAAAUGAUUAAAUUAUCAUUUCCUAAUAGCUUAAGCUUUAGGGAUCAAGUUGUAGUUUAUCAAGAGGCAUUGAACAUUUGGAAAAAUAUUCUGUUAAGAUUUCACUUCUGUGAAGUACACAUGCUAAGCUGUCCUUUAGUGGUUUCAGCUCAUUACCUGUUAUUCCCAGACUCCUAAGAAAAAGGCUUUGCCAUUUUUCUCUGGCAGGGCAGCUGCUCUGAUUUAUUGUGCAAAGCUUGUGUUUUGAAACCAGGAAGAUUGGCUGGUUGACUAUCUGAACCUAAAAUGGAUGGGAUAUAUACCAGGAUGUUCUUUGUCAAACUCCAACUCAGGUCUUGGUCAUUACAUGUCAGGAGGAGUAAUUCAAGAAGCUGGAAUUUCAUGAAAGAUCAGUAUCUAAAGCCAAAGGAUUCGAAAUGAGGAAAUCUGCUUAGAUAGGGGUAGCCUCUAUUGAUGAAAAGAUGAGGGUAAGUCACGUCAAAUAGUUUGGUCAUGUGCAGAGGGGAUCAAUUAAUACAUUGGUAAGAAAGAGUGAGUUGAUUCAAGUAAAGGAAAUGGAAAAAGGUAGAGGAUGACCAAAAAUAACCUUAGUGGAAGUAGUUAUAAAGGACAUAUCAAUUAAAGAAGUUACAAAAACUAUGACUUUGGAUAGAAUAGAAUAGAGAAAAAGAAUAUAUGCAACCGACCUUGACUAUCUUGUUGAGGAUCCUUAGGCCAUAGCUGCCCCCAAAAAAUAUGGGAUUAACGCUUUGUUGUUGUUGUAUUAGUAAUUUAGUAUCUAAAGCCAAAUCAAGGUAUAUUUGUUGUGACAUUUGAAUGAUCAUAGAAAAUGGAGGUCUUGUGUAAAUGGUUUGGUAGUGUUCAUGCACAUGGUUGUACUGCUUUUGAAUCUUACUGUCUCUCCCAAAACCAGUAGGUGACACAAAGGUGUAAAUAGGUGUUGUGAAUGUAAUGGAUUGAUUGAAAUCUGCAACAAGAUAAAAGUUCCAAACUGUUGGUGUUGCAGGUCUUUACCAUGAAUUCAAUCAACCGUCAAUAUCUGUAUCUUCUA